CCCUCUGGGAAUAGACCCUGGUCUAUCUCGGCUUGGCAGGCACGGAUUGCGUCACACUGCAUCCCACCGACCGAGAUACAGGACAGGCGCAGUGCCAACGUGCGGCUUCCGUGCUUGACAACAAUCGACCCUGCUUCGUGAUUGCUUCCCUGAUUUCGAGACCCACGUCGAGGGCCGCCUCCAGCGACUAUAAUCUGCUUGACACCCUCGACACAAUGCCCUGCAAGCCCCUGACCCUUUUCUAUUUCUCCUCAUCUUUCACCUGAUAGCUAGUAUCCCAUGCACACCUUCAAGUCGAGGGCGCGUGUUAGCCCAAUCUCUAUUGCUUCUACAUGGCAAAUAUGGUCUGCGCUUUUCCUGCUGUCGUCUCUGCUACCUCUCGUCGAUGGCAUCCACCACAUGUCUAUCCGGCCACCACUCCGGCUAGCCAUGCGGAAAGAGCCCAUCACUCCGUUGCUAGUCACGAAUAAGUGCCCCGAGACCAUCUAUCCCGGCAUUUCCACACAAUCAGGCGAGGGUCCAAAAGAAAACGGCUUCAAAUUGGAUCCUGGAGAGUCCAGCAAUCAGACGGUGUCGGAAGAUUGGCAAGGUCGUGUGUGGGGAAGAACAAAUUGCUCCUUCAAUGAUGAUGGGUCCGGGGCCAAAGACGGCGGCGCAAAAGCGUGCCGCACGGGCGACUGCGCUGGCAUCGUGAAUUGCAAGGUGGGCGGCGAUGUACCCGUUUCCCUCGCAGAAUUCACACUCGAUGCCGGUGACGGGCACACCUACUACGAUAUAUCGUUGGUAGAUGGCUACAACAUUCCAAUGGCCAUAACCCUUCAGGCGCUUCAGAAUGUCACCCUCGACGACAUCCCUCCCAAUCUGACCAAUCCAUCCUGCCAGGGCACCGCCGGUCUCCUCGCGCAGAAGGGGUACGACCCAUACCCAGAGGAUCCAAAGUUCUUGAUGACCAACAGCUCAUACCCUUUACCUUUCGAACAAGAGGUCGAUGACCAGCAGAUAUCCCGAUGGUGUCCGUGGGAUUUGCAACAACAACCCCCAGAUAAGCCUGGCGAGGGAGUGUAUCCAUAUCCAGACGACAACAUCGAAAGACCCCAGUUCAACCCUUGCUACUCGGCCUGCGCGAAGAACAACAAGCCAGAGGACUGUUGCACAGGGGAAUACAACUCGCCCAGCUCAUGUUCCCCCAGCGACUAUUCAAAGUCGGUCAAGAAAGUCUGUCCAGACGCUUACAGUUAUGCCUUCGAUGAUCAAACCUCCACUUUCAUCAUACCUUCUGGCGCUGGCUUCGAGGUUGUGUUUUGCCCUGGAGCCCGUUCCACCGAUAUCCUAUCUACUGAGGCAGAAAAGAUGCGCCAGCUUUCGCAAACGGGGAGCGUUUCAAAGGACACAAAUGCGCAGUCCAAAUUGAUGAUGUUGAUGCCGAAAAGACUUAGAAGAUAUCUAUUCUGAAGAAGUCAAGGGAUCCAAAGAGAUUAGUCCUUGAUAGUGGCGGUUUUAGUUUUGUGUGUAAGCUUGAGAUACCCUAAGCGCGCGUCGUCACGACUUCGAAAUGUAGUCAUUCUUCCCAUUGCAAUCGCUGCACUGUCAGUAUCAAUGUGUAUUUGUGACUAUCCUCCGAUUAUGAUGAGAUUGGAUUACAGCCUGAUGAAAUCAUGCAAAUGCGACAUACAUGUCUACCUAUUAUGUCAGACUUUCGCACCUUCGAAAGCACCACCAAGCACAGCAUACGGGCCGAGAUGUGACGAAAUUCCACUGAGGCUCCCCGCAACAAAAUCGAUGGCUUCACCACCCCCAAGUUUCUCCUCCGUAACCAAGCGGACUUUAGUACAGAGAAACAAAUGCCGUCUAAACUGCAUUGAGCACGGAACGAACCAAGGGCCGCGCCCGAAUAGGAAAUGCAGAUGCAUGCAAGUGGAUUUCAAAAACCG
This is a messenger RNA of Periconia digitata, 1931 nucleotides long. The record is from the annotation of a GenBank genome assembly. NCBI's taxonomy places the organism in Eukaryota, Fungi, Ascomycota, Dothideomycetes, Pleosporales, Periconiaceae.